Molecule: messenger RNA, 2478 nt
Organism: Pan troglodytes (chimpanzee)
Lineage: Eukaryota; Metazoa; Chordata; Mammalia; Primates; Hominidae
Gene: IGF2BP1
Product: insulin like growth factor 2 mRNA binding protein 1
Exons: 16
Coding region: 402-2132 (576 amino acids)
Molecular function (GO): RNA binding
Source: RefSeq, a predicted model, not a curated record
AGGUUCUUGCAAAGGGGGAAGGGGCCUGUAGAGCUUCAGGGACGCUGCCCCACCGCCCCAAUUUACCCCGGGGAGGCGGCGCCAGGGCGGCCGCGGAGAAACGUGACACACCAGCCCUCUCGGAGGGGUUUCGGACCGAAGGGAAGAAGCUGCGCCGUGUCGUCCGUCUCCCUGCGCGCCGCGGGCACUUCUCCUGGGCUCUCCCCGAACUCUCCCGCGACCUCUGCGCGCCCUCAGGCCGCCUUCCCCGCCCUGGGCUCGGGACAACUUCUGGGGUGGGGUGCAAAGAAAGUUUGCGGCUCCUGCCGCCGGCCUCCCCGCCUCUUGGCCUAGGAGGCUCGCCGCCCGCGCCCGCUCGUUCGGCCUUGCCCGGGACCGCGUCCUGCCCCGAGACCGCCACCAUGAACAAGCUUUACAUCGGCAACCUCAACGAGAGCGUGACCCCCGCGGACUUGGAGAAAGUGUUUGCGGAGCACAAGAUCUCCUACAGCGGCCAGUUCUUGGUCAAAUCCGGCUACGCCUUCGUGGACUGCCCGGACGAGCACUGGGCGAUGAAGGCCAUCGAAACUUUCUCCGGGAAAGUAGAAUUACAAGGAAAACGCUUAGAGAUUGAACAUUCGGUGCCCAAAAAACAAAGGAGCCGGAAAAUUCAAAUCCGAAAUAUUCCACCCCAGCUCCGAUGGGAAGUACUGGACAGCCUGCUGGCUCAGUAUGGUACAGUAGAGAACUGUGAGCAAGUGAACACCGAGAGUGAGACGGCAGUGGUGAAUGUCACCUAUUCCAACCGGGACCAGACCAGGCAAGCCAUCAUGAAGCUGAAUGGCCACCAGUUGGAGAACCAUGCCCUGAAGGUCUCCUACAUCCCCGAUGAGCAGAUAGCACAGGGACCUGAGAAUGGGCGCCGAGGGGGCUUUGGUUCUCGGGGUCAGCCCCGCCAGGGCUCACCUGUGGCAGCGGGGGCCCCAGCCAAGCAGCAGCAAGUGGACAUCCCCCUUCGGCUCCUGGUGCCCACCCAGUAUGUGGGUGCCAUUAUUGGCAAGGAGGGGGCCACCAUCCGCAACAUCACAAAACAGACCCAGUCCAAGAUAGACGUGCAUAGGAAGGAGAACGCAGGUGCAGCUGAAAAAGCCAUCAGUGUGCACUCCACCCCUGAGGGCUGCUCCUCCGCUUGUAAGAUGAUCUUGGAGAUUAUGCAUAAAGAGGCUAAGGACACCAAAACGGCUGACGAGGUUCCCCUGAAGAUCCUGGCCCAUAAUAACUUUGUAGGGCGUCUCAUUGGCAAGGAAGGACGGAACCUGAAGAAGGUAGAGCAAGAUACCGAGACAAAAAUCACCAUCUCCUCGUUGCAAGACCUUACCCUUUACAACCCUGAGAGGACCAUCACUGUGAAGGGGGCCAUCGAGAAUUGUUGCAGGGCCGAGCAGGAAAUAAUGAAGAAAGUUCGGGAGGCCUAUGAGAAUGAUGUGGCUGCCAUGAGCCUGCAGUCUCACCUGAUCCCUGGCCUGAACCUGGCUGCUGUAGGUCUUUUCCCAGCCUCAUCCAGCGCAGUCCCGCCGCCUCCCAGCAGCGUUACUGGGGCUGCUCCCUAUAGCUCCUUUAUGGCUCCCGAGCAGGAGAUGGUGCAGGUGUUUAUCCCCGCCCAGGCAGUGGGCGCCAUCAUCGGCAAGAAGGGGCAGCACAUCAAACAGCUCUCCCGGUUUGCCAGCGCCUCCAUCAAGAUUGCACCACCCGAAACACCUGACUCCAAAGUUCGUAUGGUUAUCAUCACUGGACCGCCAGAGGCCCAAUUCAAGGCUCAGGGAAGAAUCUAUGGCAAACUCAAGGAGGAGAACUUCUUUGGUCCCAAGGAGGAAGUGAAGCUGGAGACCCACAUACGUGUGCCAGCAUCAGCAGCUGGCCGGGUCAUUGGCAAAGGUGGAAAAACGGUGAACGAGUUGCAGAAUUUGACGGCAGCUGAGGUGGUAGUACCAAGAGACCAGACCCCUGAUGAGAACGACCAGGUCAUCGUGAAAAUCAUCGGACAUUUCUAUGCCAGUCAGAUGGCUCAACGGAAGAUCCGAGACAUCCUGGCCCAGGUUAAGCAGCAGCAUCAGAAGGGACAGAGUAACCAGGCCCAGGCACGGAGGAAGUGACCAGCCCCUCCCUGUCCCUUCGAGUCCAGGACAACAACGGGCAGAAAUCGAGAGUGUGCUCUCCCCGGCAGGCCUGAGAAUGAGUGGGAAUCCGGGACACCUGGGCCGGGCUGUAGAUCAGGUUUGCCCACUUGAUUGAGAAAGAUGUUCCAGUGAGGAACCCUGAUCUCUCAGCCCCAAACACCCACCCAAUUGGCCCAACACUGUCUGCCCCUCGGGGUGUCAGAAAUUCUAGCGCAAGGCACUUUUAAACGUGGAUUGUUUAAAGAAGCUCUCCAGGCCCCACCAAGAGGGUGGAUCACACCUCAGUGGGAAGAAAAAUAAAAUUUCCUUCAGGUUUUAAAAA